Molecule: messenger RNA, 1315 nt
Organism: Eurytemora carolleeae
Lineage: Eukaryota; Metazoa; Arthropoda; Copepoda; Calanoida; Temoridae
Exons: 12
Coding region: 173-961 (262 amino acids)
Source: RefSeq, a predicted model, not a curated record
ACGUGAGUGUCUCCAAGAUGUGGACGAUCUGACGCAAACAUCGAGCAGUAUUUUUCCAAUUACUCCUUUUAAACUCUAUCAAACAUCGAAUUCAGCAAGAACAAGAACAUUAUAUUUUUCCACAAGAUCAAGAACAAGAACAAGAGCAAGAACAAGAACAAGAAACAAGAACAUGAUUUUCCUUACAAAGAACAAGAGAAAGAGCAUGAUAGUCAUUCUGGUUGUAUUCUUACUUUCACAGAGUGAAGGAAGCAAUAUUCAAUCAACUUUUAUUUCUAAAGAAAUAAGUUCCGACCUUUGGAAGAGUAAGAUUAUCAAAACUUAUCAACCUUGCCACUCGGAGAUACAGUGCGCUGGUCUUGUGAAGUCUUCAAUAGACAUGUCUGCUUGCUUCUACAAUGCUGAGGAAGGUAUCUGUGAGCUGGCAAAUAUAUUUGAUGAGGAAAUAGUUGAUCAGCCCAAUCCAGUUAAGGUGAAAUUCCGUGUGUAUGUACAGGAGAACCAGGAGCAAGUAACUAAGCCUUGCCCAUCCACCCAUCCAUACCUAUUCCUGGAUGAGAAGGCAUGCUGCGAGAGGAAUCUAGAAGCAGGGUUUAUGAACAAGACCACAGGAACUAGAGGACUACUUCUUAAUAACAGCAAAACUUGCGGAUUUACUUUUAAAUAUUGUCCAGCCGGUUGGAUUUGUACCUCUAGUUCAACCUUACCUAACCAGCUGCAGAUUCCAGGAGUGGGUAUUGGUACCUCUGUAAAAACAUUUGUGCUCAUUGACGGACUGACUUUGGAAGUUUGCCAAAAUAGAUGUGAAAUGAAUGCUGAUUGUCAGGCUUGGGUUCACAACGAACAACUGAAAUUAUGCCAUCUAAAGAAAGGAACUGAUGCUGAGAUGGUGAUAGAUAGAGAAGACCCCAAGUUUACUGCUGGAUUCAAAUCUACAUUUAUCAACCUUCCUCUGGAAUAAAUUAGAAGAAAAACAUUUGAAGGGAUUGUCAUGUAGUGUAGAUGUUAUUUCAAGUUACCAUCCAUUUACAGGGACAUGUCAAAAUAGCUUGCGGAUUUCAAGAGCUGACAUAAAAUAUUCUUUUUAAAUAGUGUUCUCUGAUUUUUAAUGAUUUUAUUUGAAUCUUACUACUUCUACAAUUCUAUAAUUCAAGUGCAUUCAAAUAGCAAUAAAAAAAUUCAUCUUUAAUCUUUAAAAGGGCUGUAAGUUUUAGUGACAUUAAAUAGAGGCAUGCCCAAUUCACAUUUGUCUCAACAAAAAAAUUACAUUACAUUAAUGUUGUCUUCAUUCCACAGUUUAAUGGGGAUCACUGUU